This is a messenger RNA of Olea europaea var. sylvestris, 1189 nucleotides long. RefSeq names its product protein CMSS1. The transcript has 7 exons. The record is from RefSeq and is a predicted model, not a curated record. Gene Ontology annotation, cellular component: 90S preribosome; nucleus. The coding region runs from base 94 to 981 and encodes 295 amino acids. NCBI's taxonomy places the organism in Eukaryota, Viridiplantae, Streptophyta, Magnoliopsida, Lamiales, Oleaceae.
AAAUUUACUCGUCCCCACCCCUCCACCAGGCAUGCGUUAAAAAAUUUCCCCAAACCUAGCCGGAAGCACGCAUAGCUGCUCUCGGAAUCAACCAUGGCGGCAAAACCCUCUUCUGCCACCCCCUCAAAGCGGAAAAAGAAGCAAUUGCCUCUGGACUCGAAAAGACCUAAAAUUAGUAAAACUAAAUCAAAGGACAAGGAGAAGAAGAAGAAGAAAAAGAAUUCCGGUGGGAAUACGUUAAUUGAUAGCACCAAAAUCCGUGAAAAGAAGAACGUAACUGAAAGCACGGAAGCAGCAGAAAACGAUGGAAACUAUGGCGUUCAACUGGCGACUGCUUCUCUGCAGCUGAGAUUUUUCGUUCACCAGUAUCAAUCUGCCAAUGGCGUUCAGCUUUCGUCUCUCGAACUAGAAUCCCUCAAAGACACAUGCAUCCUUGAUCUAUGUGAGGGUCCUGCUCAGGAUAUUAGCAAUUUGGGUCAGCAUAUCAAGGUUGCUUUUGGGCCAUCGUGGAAAGAAGUGCUUUGUGAAAAACAUGUUCAAGAAGGGAAAGUUGAUCCUGGGAAUCCAGCAGUUCUUGUAAUAAGUCUAUCUGCCCUGAGGUCACUGGAACUUCUCAGAGAAUUGCGUCCUUUGACAAAAGAAUGUCAUGCUGCAAAGUUAUUCUCUAAGCAUAUGAAGAUUGAGGAGCAGGUGUCCCUGUUAAAGAGUCGUGUCAAUAUUGCUUGUGGAACACCUACCAGGAUUAAGAAACUAAUCGAUAUGGAGGCACUGGGCCUAUCUCGAUUAGCAGUGAUUGUGCUCGACAUGCACACAGAUGUUAAGGGAUAUUCCUUGUUCACACUUCCUCAAGUCAGAGAUGAGUUUUGGGACUUGUAUAAAAGCCAUUUUCACCAUCGGCUGCUUGAAGGUAAUUUCCGUAUAGGCCUCUACGGUCAAGUACCAGCUAAUUCCAAGACGAAGAUGAGGAAAACCGAUUCAUGACUGAACAAUACUGUUCGAGUAAAGUAGUUCAAAAGCUCCGUUUAUUAUGGUUAAUAGCCCAUAAAUUUUGUUGCAGAAGCGGUAGCCUAGAUUUGCAGCUGUACAAGAGUUGUGAAUGUUGUAAAACUACUAAAAAGAAAAUUUGCUCUUUUUUGUAUCUCUGAGGAGUGAAAUUAUUCCCCAAAUUAAUUUGGGUUAAUUUUUUUUA